Molecule: messenger RNA, 1754 nt
Organism: Limanda limanda (common dab)
Lineage: Eukaryota; Metazoa; Chordata; Actinopteri; Pleuronectiformes; Pleuronectidae
Product: zinc finger protein 287-like
Exons: 3
Coding region: 174-1637 (487 amino acids)
Biological process (GO): regulation of transcription by RNA polymerase II
Molecular function (GO): RNA polymerase II cis-regulatory region sequence-specific DNA binding; DNA-binding transcription factor activity
Source: RefSeq, a predicted model, not a curated record
UCGAACCCUCCGCUGCUCCGGGUCCAGGUCUGACCCGGUCUGUCCAGGUCGGUUCUGUCUGUCCCGGUCUGUCCCGUGUCUGCCCCGGGUCCAGGUCCUGUCUGUUCCGGUUCUGUCCCGGUCUGUCCUUUCUGUCCCGGUUCUGUCCCGGUCCUGUCCCGGUCUGUCCCGACAUGUCCCGGCUGGACGCGCUGCGGCGGCUGGUGGACCAGCGUCUCUCCGCGGUCACGGAGGACAUCUUCCGGUGUCUGUCCGGGACGAUCCGCGGGUACGAGCACGACGUGUUCCGGUUGAAGCAGGAGGUCGAGAGACAGCGGAAGCUGCUGGAGACCCGGGGACGACCGGGGGACACACCGGGGGACACACCGGGGGACACACCCGCAGGGGUUCUGCUGGUUUCCACCACAGAAGAAGAGCAGCCGACGAGGAGGCGGAGCUUCAAUCUGCACAUUGAACAGGAGGGCGGGGCCUCAGGACCUGAAGACCGCUACAUCAAGUUCACACCGAGUCCUGAUUGGCUUAGGGAGAGUCAUCUCUCCAAUCAGAUUCAGUCUUACCGGGAGGGGGCGGGGCCUCAACCUACUGAAGAGCUUCCUGAGGCUUUCACUGUCAAACAGGAAGUGGAUGAGGGUCACGUGACGCUGGAGGAGUUCAACCCCCAGCAGGAAGGUUUUCUGCUCAUUUCCACCACAGAGGAAGAGCAGCAGCCGAGGGGGCGGAGCUCCAGUCUGCACAUCAAAGAGGAGGGGGGUGGAGCUUCAGGUUCGGAGGAGCUCACAUCGAGUCCUGAUUGGCUGAUGGGAAGCUACGAUGACAAGGGAAGUUCUUCGUCCACUCAGAUCUCGUCCCACAGACAGAGGGAGUUUCUCUGGAGCCGGUCAGACCUCAUGAGACCAGAACCCGGGAGUCCACCUCCACGCCAUCACAGGGACUCUGCCGUCCAGUCGCCUGCUGAAGACAGCGGAGACGCUGCGUCUGAGCCGGACCUCCAGAGACCUCCGGAGGCUCCUGAGGACCACAGGCUGCUGGUCUGCGGCAGCUGUGGUCGAGAGUUCAGCUCCAGAAGAACUCUGAGGAAACACGUGAGACAGAACACGGCUGAGGACCAGGACCAGAUGAUCUGCAGCCUGCGCAGACCCAGGGUUCCCUUCCAGACUCCGGCCAAGGCCUUCAGCUGCCGGGUCUGUGGGAACUGCUUCUACACCCGGGGGAUUCUGGUGCGGCACGCCGAGAACCACUGCAAGGAACCCGAGAACCGCUGUGGGGCCUGCGGGGACUGCCUGGGUUCCACGGAGAAUCUCAGAGACCACCUGCGGUCCCACAAGGAGCUGGGCAGCACCUGCGACGUGUGUGGGAAGAAGUGCAGCUCCAUCAGGAGGAUGGAGAUCCACAAGCGGGUCCACACCGGAGAGAAGCCGUACCGCUGCAGGUUCUGCAGCCGGGACUUCAGCAGGAAGGAGAGUCUGGAGAGACACCUGAAGAUCCACACCGGGGACCGGCCGCACCGCUGUGGCCUCUGCAGGAGGACCUUCACCAGGAGGGAGUACCUGGUCCAGCACCUGAAGACCGGCCACCCGGAGAGAGCAGGUCCACCAGCAGGGCCCGAGUGGGCGGAGCAGAUCAGCCUGAUGCUGUGAAGCUGGACCAGAACCUGACGUAGAAACGAGAAAUCCAGCGACUGAUGUUUGUAACUGUUCGAGUCGAGCAUCUGAAAACUGAACGGCUUUGAUAAUAAAUUCAUUUGAUUCAUUAAA